This is a messenger RNA of Parasteatoda tepidariorum (common house spider), 1796 nucleotides long. RefSeq names its product Phosphatidylglycerophosphate synthase 1 (gene PGS1). Gene Ontology annotation, molecular function: CDP-diacylglycerol-glycerol-3-phosphate 3-phosphatidyltransferase activity. Lineage: Eukaryota; Metazoa; Arthropoda; Arachnida; Araneae; Theridiidae. Gene Ontology annotation, biological process: cardiolipin biosynthetic process. The record is from RefSeq and is a predicted model, not a curated record. Gene Ontology annotation, cellular component: mitochondrion.
CAAACGCUAUUUGUUUUAUUAGUAAACAAACCUUGGAUGAAAUUUUAGAACUACCGGUGACAAAGUGGGAUUAUGUAACUUUUGUACAAAAUUACAAAUUAAUUAAACGAUAAUUAGUGAAACUAAUCAAAGUAAACAAUGAAUAAUUGAUGUUUACAACCUGUAGCUGACAAAUAAUUUAUUAUGAUGGCAAAAACCUCUCUCUUACUUCACCCUGAAAAACUGUGGGGGAUAUUUAGUGGCUUGACUGCUUAUGCCAUCCAGAUUCCUAUUUCUAUAGCUCCUAAUUUGUAUGAGAAAAAAACCAUGAAAGAAUGCAGUCAUCAUUUAGCUUGGUUAUCUGAUUAUUCACCAGAAUUCAGUGUUUCAAGUAGAAAUAUUCAAAUCCUUCAAGAACCUUCUGACUUCUUUGAAAAAUUAAAAGAUUUAUCUAGAACUGCUACUAAAAGAAUUACACUAGCCUCAUUAUAUAUUGGAAAUGGUGCUUUAGAAAAGGAAUUGAUUUCAUCCAUAAAUGAAGGACUACAGAACUCAAAUGGAGGUCUGCAAGUGAAAAUUCUUCUAGAUUAUACGAGGGGGUCCAGAGGGAAAGAAAAUUCAAGAACUCUUCUCUUGCCUUUAUUAAAUCAUUACCCAUCACAAUUCAACGUUUCCUUGUAUCACACUCCUAAACUAAGAGGCCUUAUAAAGUGGAUUUUGCCUGAUAGAUGGAAUGAAACUAUUGGACUGUCUCAUUUAAAGGUUUAUUUAUUUGAUGAUACCCUUAUAUUAAGUGGGGCUAACUUGAGUGAUCAAUACUUUAGUAAUCGUCAAGACAGAUAUGUUGUCUUUAAUGACUGUAAAGAGCUGUGUGACUAUUUUGAUGAUUUAGUGUCAACUAUAUCAUCAAUGUCCUUCCUAUUAAAACCUGACAAUUCUGUUAUUUUGCAUUCUGACUGGAAUAUACACCCAUCAGAAGGUAGUUUUAAAGAAUUUGUUACAAAAGCCAAUAAAUAUCUCCAGAAAUUCAUAUGCCCAGUUAAAAACAGAUCCAUCCACCUGAAUAACUGUAUGGAGCAUGGUUCAAAAAAGAGUGAUACCCUAGUAUACCCAUUACUUCAAAUGCACACUUUCAAUAUUAGACAAGAUGAACAGGUUGUAGAAAAAUUUCUUCGUCUAGCGGAACCUAAUUCAUGCAUCAAGUUAGCUUCUGGCUAUUUUAAUCUGACAAAUCAUUACAUGAGUAUUAUUUUAAAAUCUUCAAAGGCUUUGUACAGUUUGCUAGUCGCUUCUCCUAAGGUUAAUGGUUUUUAUGGUGCAUCAGGAGUCUCAGGUGCAAUACCGAUGGCAUACACUCAUAUAGCCAAAACUUUCUUCUCCAAAGUUUUAAACUACAGACAGCAAAACAGGAUUGAACUUCGUGAAUAUGAAAGAUCUGAUUGGACAUUCCAUGUAAAAGGACUGUGGUACUACAAGCCUGAUGAAACCUUGCCAUCUGUUACCUUUAUUGGAUCGCCAAAUUUUGGUUAUAGAUCAGUGUACAAAGAUCUUGAGGCACAAGUUGCAAUUGUAACUUCAAGCAAAGAUCUACAACUUCAACUGCAUAAUGAACAGCAAAGGCUUUAUGACAGAACUACAGUAAUUGAUAAAAGUCUAUUUGAUAGACCUGAUCGGAAAGUGUCACUUUGGGUGAAAUUGGUCACAUUUUUCAUCAGAGAUUUCUUUUGAUAUUUAUUCUUCGUACAUUUAUAAACAUUGCUGGGAGAAUUAUAAUUAUUGUUAUACAUUUCAUUGUUCAUUAAAAUUUUAAAACAAUA